UCGAAAUGUCAAUAAUUAUUUUCAGCUUUCCACCAUAGCCAAGAGAGAGAGAGAGAAGCAAAGAACACAACCCAGGUAACAAUGGAAAGGAGAGCAAUAUCCUCAGUAGCUACUAUUCUUCUCCUAUUCUUACAAACUUGUCCAGCUUCCUCUGUCUUACCCAUCCACCAUUGUCCUGCUUCCUCCUGUGGCAAUACUCCCAACAUAAGUUACCCAUUUCGACUCUCAAGUGACCCACCCAACUGCGGCGACAAGAGGUACGAACUAGAUUGCGAGAACAACGCAACAAUGUUAAAUUUGUUUUCAGGGAAGUAUUAUGUACAUGAAAUCGAUUACAAGAGAUACACAAUCAGAGUGAGUGACAGGGGUGUUGUGGAGGACACUACUUGCUCCUUUAUCCCCCGCUAUUUCUUAUAUUCUCUCAAUUUCAGUCAAAAUAUCAUUGGUCCUGGAACAGAUCUGCUAAAUUUGGAGCCGUUUGAUGUUCCGACAAUAGCGUACUUCAACUGUACCAAUCCAAUCACUGACGAUCCUCGAUAUGUGAAGGUGGAUACCACUCGUUGUGGCUCGAGUGGGCAUAUCUAUACUGUUCUGAAAGAUUCAUCAAAUGAUUUUAGCGUGAUGGAUAUCAAAGUUGGGUGCCAACUGAAGGUGGCUACUUUUGGAAAUUGGGGGACAACGAAAGACCACAAAAAUAAGAAAAAUGUUUCCUAUGAUGACAUCCACAACAUGCUGGCUUAUGGAUUUGGGCUGUCUUGGUUAUAUGUUAUUUGUCAAGAUGAAUGCGGAGAGGGUAAGGGUUGCAGUGUUAUCAAUGAAUCCAGUAGUCAAAUCCAAUGUGAUCAGCAAAACUGUCGUUAUAUCUACGGGAGUAACGGGACGAAUGAAGUCACCUAUGAUUGCGGUGUUUCAGGAUUAUUAAGCAUACUUAGCACUGUUAUAGGUUACUGCAUUGGUGUUUAUAAAGGAAUAAUGCAAAUUUUUGGCGUGAAUAGAGCUCGGAGCUACGAUGGAAUUGAUGUUGAGAUCGGAAAAGUCACGGGAAGGUAUGUCCUACCAUACUUUGUUGUGAGAUUUGUAUUGGGUGUCGUAGCUUUCAUUGUACUGUUAAUCUACAAAUGGGGAAGAAGACAUACAUCAAACUAUGAAAAUAUCGAAGAUUUUCUGCAAGAAAAUACCUUCAUGCCAAUAAGGUACUCAUACAAAGAAAUAAAGCAGAUGACUAGAGGCUUUAAGGAAAAGCUGGGCCAAGGUGGGUUUGGCAUGGUGUAUAAAGGAAAGCUACGAAGUGGGCCACUUGUAGCUGUAAAGAUGUUGAGUAAAUCAAACGCUAAUGGGCAAGAAUUCAUAAGUGAAGUCGCAACCAUAGGAAGGAUACACCAUGCCAAUGUGGUUCGACUAAUUGGAUUUUGUGUUGAGGCAUCAAAACGUGCUCUUGUUUAUGAAUUCAUGCCCAAUGGCUCUCUUGAUAGACAUAUUUUCUCGAAAGAGGAUAGUAUUUCUUUAUCUUACGAGCAAAUAUACGAGAUUUCUCUUGGAGUGGCUCGUGGUAUUGCUUAUCUGCAUCAAGGCUGUGACAUGCAAAUUUUGCAUUUUGAUAUCAAGCCCCAUAACAUCCUUCUUGACGACAACUUUAUCCCUAAGGUUUCAGACUUUGGCCUUGCAAAGCUUUAUCCUAUUGACAAAAGUAUUGUGACUUUGACAGCAGCAAGGGGAACAAUUGGAUACAUGGCUCCUGAAUUAUUCUACCAUAAUCUUGGGGGAGUAUCUUACAAAGCUGAUGUCUAUAGCUUUGGAAUGCUUUUGAUGGAAAUGGCAAGCAGGAGAAAAAACUUGAACAAAGAAGCAGAGCAUUCAAGCGAGCUUUUCUUCCCUCUUUGGAUUUAUGAUCAAUUGAGCAGAGAAAAUGAGUUGGAAAUGGAAGAUAUUACCGAGGAAAAGAAUGAUGAGGCAAAGAAGAUGUUCAUAGUUGCAUUAUGGUGUAUACAGUUAAAACCAAGCGAUCGUCCCUCUAUGAACAAAAUAGUAGAGAUGCUGGAAGGAGAACUUGAGAGUAUUGAUAUGCCACCAAAACCUUCCCUAUAUCCACACGAAGUGAUUCAAGAGAAUCUCACUACCAACUCAGACCAAACGCUAUCCGAUGAUUCUAUUGGUUCUACAAGUUAUCUUGAGGAAAGCUCUGUUAAUACUUUAGAGAAGUAUUCUGCUUCAUAAUUGUAAUGAAUUUCGUUUUACAGUUAAUUUUCUUGCAAAAUGCAUAAUUUAAAUUCUU
Molecule: messenger RNA, 2272 nt
Organism: Gastrolobium bilobum
Lineage: Eukaryota; Viridiplantae; Streptophyta; Magnoliopsida; Fabales; Fabaceae
Product: LEAF RUST 10 DISEASE-RESISTANCE LOCUS RECEPTOR-LIKE PROTEIN KINASE-like 2.4
Exons: 4
Coding region: 82-2214 (710 amino acids)
Biological process (GO): protein phosphorylation
Molecular function (GO): polysaccharide binding; ATP binding; protein kinase activity
Source: RefSeq, a predicted model, not a curated record